UUGAAAGCAGUCCUUGUGGCUUUCCUUGACGUUCAGAAGGCUCUGUUGAGAUGGACCUGAAAGGCCGUCCUCACUCUGUGAAGCUUUGGCAGCUCAGCGGGACGGACUAUGAGCCACAGCGGAGUCUAAAGCAGGGGAUGGAGAGACGCUUCAGCAGUUGGACCCCACUGACCAACAAGCAAAGCAACCUGCAGCUAUUUGAGGAGCGGGUAAAGCUUUCCUUGCACUGGUUUGAUUUGUGGAACGAUUCACAGAGGAAACAUCUCCUGCACUCCCUGCUGAUGCGCUCAACCAAGUCCCAGCUUAAGUACUGCAGAGAUAUGCUUAAUGAGACAGUCCCUGUUACUAGAGCGGACUUCACAGCUGUACUGCCACGGUUUCUCUCUCUGUAUGUUAUGUCCUUCCUGUCCCCUAUGGACCUCUGCAGUGCCGCACAGGUCAGUUGGCACUGGAGAUACCUGACAGAACAGGACUGUCUCUGGUCAGGCCGGUGUAUCAAGAGAGGCUGGUUUCUUCCCUAUGCACCAAGAGAAAAGGAGUUUGGAGCCUGGAAGUAUCACUACAUCUCAUGUGUUUCUACACUGGACUGGUUUCCUCCUCGGGAGGCAGCCAAGAUAUUUGGGACCCUCAAUCAGCCAAGCACGGGGUUGACAGAGGAUGAAGAGGAGAGGAGUAAAGAGAGAAGGGUUAGACAGAAAAUCAAAGAGGCACUGCAGGGGGAGAAGAGGUUGUCCAUGAUGCACAGGAGACCAUGGGGUUCUAAUCCAAAAUCAGAGGUAUUCAGAAGUCCUCAGACAGAAAGGUCCUUUUCAGAUUUAACCAUCAGAUCUCUGCCAUCCCUCUGCUGGCCACUCAAGUCUCCACCCAUCAGUCCAAAGAGAGGGCAACUUCUCGAUGGAGCUCAGGUGACAAGUGCUAGCAGAAUUCCUGCUUAUGAGCUGGUGCUCAGUGGACUGAAGGCUGAAGUGAUAGUGGUUCUGUAUGACCACAGAGGGACUCUCUCGGCCCUCUUAACCCAGGUGGAGAGGGCCGUCUCAGGGCAGCAAGUGCGAAGGAUUGGGCUUUUAGUUCCAGGAGGAACAGAGGAGAUUUAUCUCGUUAAUGACAGUAUUCUGUCCGAGAGAACUUUAUCAUCCCCGGAUUUAAUGGAUUUCUGGGAACAGCUUUUCGCCUUGGUGGCACCCGGUCAACAAGGUGGAGGGAUAGACAUUUUCUGCCCACUGGCUGCAUCCGCAUCAGGACUUACAUUGAUCCGUAAUCUUUCCACUCUAACUGGUCUGGUAGUUCGAGCGCCUUUGGGUCUCGCCACAGGAAGUUUCCAGAACAGUGAGUUACUUUUACCAAAGAGAAAAGACAAACAAAAACAAAACAGCUGUUGUUUUUGGUCAUGGCUUAUGUUUCUUAUUAAUGUAGUCCUCAGUGAAUGGUCCAGUGGUGAUGGUGCUGCUGCAUCUGUAGAACAGGAGCAGGCAGCUCCAGCGCUGCAGUAUAUUUUUGACGAUGUGGUGCUGAACUGGUGUAGACAGGCUGAGUGGAUGGAGGAGGGUUUGGUACGACUGAGGGCCACCCUGGGGCUUCAGCUUCAGCAGGCUAGUGUUCAGGCCAGAGGCAGAGCUCUGGGACUUUUUCUGUGGGAACAAUUAUCCCUUGAUAAGCUGUGUGUGUCCAGAGAACUCAGUGAAGCUCUGACGGAGGGACUUACAACUUUAACUAGAGAGAAAGAGUGGCUGGCAGCCACAAAAGAGGAUGAGACAAGCAAGAAGCAGCUGCUUUGCCCUCAAGCUGAGGAGAGAGUGUACCAAGAGCCUCUAAUGGCAGCUUUCAACUCCAGCAGACCAAUCCUCGGCUAUAACGACAUCCAGAUCAUCUUCAGCCCUGUUACAGUGAUAGUCCAACUAAACAGUUUGUUUAAGGCAGAUUUACAGACCAGGCUGCAGCAUUGGGGUGCAGAGCAGUGUGUUGGAGAUGUGUUUGUGAAGUUUUGCUCAAAACUUAACAUCUACACUAACUACCUGAAUAACUACAUCACCACCAUCCGCACCAUCGAUAAGUGCAGGGAAGCAAAUCCUGCAUUUCGGGCUUUUCUGAAGAGAGCAGACAGAACUCUGCCGACACAUAUGCUGAGCCUGCAGGAGCUGCUGCUGUGUCCAGUGUGGCGAAUCCAAGAGUAUGUUACUCUGCUUCAGGCUCUGACCUCACAGACACGACCCGGUCAUCCCGACUACUCAGACCUCUGCUCCGCCCUCAACACGAUGCUGCAGUUCAGAACAUUCAUUCAGCAGUUAAAGGGAAACUCAGAGGCAGGCAGGCGGCUGGAGGAGACACAGAAACUGAUACAGGGCUGUCCGAACCUUAAUGAAGGAAACAGGCAUCUCAUAAUAACGCAGGACGCCAUGCUGCUCAAGAGCCCGGAUGAACAGAUUCCAGAUUCACUGAGGACCUUUGAGCAUAUAUGCGACGUGGGACUGUUCCUGUUCAACGAUGCUUUAGUUCUGACUCGAAGAAAGUUAGAGCAUACCCCUUUCACUGUGUCUCAUCGGAGCAUUCACACCUUCCUGGCCUCUGUUGCUACAAGCAGUCUGACCGUCCGAGAAAUCCUGCACACACCCUAUGUGUGUCAUGCCUUCGUCUUGGACGGACCACACCGCUCUUGGGUUUGUGCAAUGGAGCAAGAAGAGGAGAGGGAAUACUUCCUGUCUGUGCUGCGUUCGGCUAUAAACUCCUCCCUGAAUGAACACCAUUGAUCAUCAGACCUCUCCAUCCAAUACCAUCCCCUCCACUGCCAGACAUUGUAGAUGUCUCUGUAGGGAUUAGCAAAUAUAUGACAUCAAAUCCCUGGACUGCUGAAAAUUAUUUGUGGCACUGUUCACAACCGUUACAACUCAUUUCUUGUCCUGAGUUCAUGAUGUUUCCUAACUAUGAUUGGUAAACCCUAAGUUUUGUUGUUUGCUACCACUAAUGGUAUUUUCUCCUUACCAUUGCUGGUAUACAUCCUUCCAAAAGUGUUUCCUAAUUGUACAUAAACUGUUACUCACUUAUUAUUAGU
Molecule: messenger RNA, 3046 nt
Organism: Cyprinodon variegatus (sheepshead minnow)
Lineage: Eukaryota; Metazoa; Chordata; Actinopteri; Cyprinodontiformes; Cyprinodontidae
Gene: ect2l
Product: epithelial cell transforming 2 like
Exons: 19
Coding region: 51-2744 (897 amino acids)
Molecular function (GO): guanyl-nucleotide exchange factor activity; protein binding
Source: RefSeq, a predicted model, not a curated record